Messenger RNA from Canariomyces notabilis, 636 nucleotides. RefSeq lists its product as uncharacterized. Lineage: Eukaryota; Fungi; Ascomycota; Sordariomycetes; Sordariales; Chaetomiaceae. Gene Ontology annotation, molecular function: carbon-sulfur lyase activity. Bases 1 to 636 code for a protein of 211 amino acids. The transcript has 2 exons. The record is from RefSeq and is a predicted model, not a curated record.
AUGAAGGAAACAAAAGACGGCGACAAACGAAGCGAUGGCAACGAACCUCAUCAGUAUCAGGCCGGCUCAACUACACAUCGCGAGGAGGAUGAAUGGAAGCUCCGUCCCCCCUACCGGUUACGCGACAAGGCCGAGAAUUUCCCCGUGAAGUGGAAGGGCAAGUGUCACUGCGGCGCCGUCCAGUACGAGCUCAGCCGCGAGAAGCCUUUGGCCUCCAAGUACUGCCACUGCACGACCUGCCAGCGAAUGCACGGCGCCCCCUUCCAAUGGGCCGCCAUCUUCCACAAAGAGGACAUCAACUUCACCAACGGCCACCACGACCUGGGCUGGUACGAUCCCACGGCAAAAUCGACAACCCAUCACCUGCCCUGCAAGGUGCAGUGCGCCUACUGUCGGACCCCGAUCAUGGACGAGGGACGAAACAUGAUCCUGCUCUUUCCAACGCUGAUUGAGGGAAUCAACACGCCAGAGGGCAGAGAGGCCUUCAAGGCACAAUGCCAUAUGUUUUACCCACAGAGGGUUAUUGACAUUAAGGAUGGGCUGCCCAAGUUCAAGGGCUUGGCGGAUGAGAGUCCGAGGGUGGACGAGGAGACGGGAGAAGAGAUACCCGGGUCGGAGCCGAAGAAGGGGGAAUAG